CCGCCAGGAUUAGCUUUUAGCUGGUGUUUGCUUUAGCUCAACAACUACUAACAUUGACAGCUUUUCUAAACCACAAGUCUCUUCAAAUAUUCACUUUGCUAAUUCAACAGUGCUUUAGUUAAAUACGUACUUUUUUUAAUAGUACUUGUGUCAACUAAUUGUAAACGAUGUCGUCAUUAUCGCGUUAAUCGUUCCAAUUUGGCAAAAGCUGACGCAACUCAGAUAUUUGUUUUUCUGUUUGAAAUACUGAACACUAACGAGAAAGGUGAGUCGUUAAUAAUUUGAAUAAUAAUUGUCUUUAAAAAUACUAAUUGGUUAUUAGACGCGGAGGUUGUACAGCCUCAUCAUCUGAUUAUGUGCACCACGUGGCAGUGACUCAAUCCAUCGCUAAUUUUUCAGAUCGAUCGAUUGAUUGAUUAGUCUCGCUCCCUGGCCUUGUGAUGGCCAGCUGAGUCGCUGCUUGAUGGCUUGUUCGUGUCGAAACGGGAACCACAAAGUGCAGUCAGUUAAUGGAGGAAUUGCGUGCGAAUGCCGGGGUAUUAAUGGCGUUCAAUUGUUGACAUUUCAAAUGUGACACUUGACGCUGGGAUGGUUCGAAUCGAUCAAGAAAUCGGGGGAGGUAAAUAUAAAAUGUUUAAAUUUGGUUAUUUUAUUGUGGAAAUUUGCGAGCCUUAAAAUAGCUCCCAGAUAUGGGAAAACAGGAAAUAUUGCAGUAUGGAAAAUAGUUACCAUAAAGUUGAGAAUGAGCUCAACAAUUUGGAAUGGGAAAUAUUUUGUUGAAUGUCUCGUUCACUUAAAUUGCUUUUUAUUUAUUUUUUUUGCAUACAACUUUGCCUCCCAAAAAAAAUACACUAGCUUUAUGCUAACGCAAUGGGAAACACCAUAGACGAGCUAAUCUGACUAGCGUCUAUCGCAGUCGUUAUGAACCCUUAAACAACUUGCAUUUGAACACAAACGGUAGCAACACAUACUGGCUGAGCGUUCAGUACUCACAGGCAUAUUCUUUCUCAUCUGCAAAAAAAAACCAAAACAAUAUUACUGCUUGUUACGCCAUCAAAUCUUGUAUUCUAUCUGUAUUAUACUACCCUCUAGUGGCCAACUGUGCACAUCAGGAGACUCAUUGAACUAAACCAUUAAAUCAUGAUGCAAAAAGUUUUAAUUCCUCAACAUUCGAUUUAGAUAUGUUAUUACUGCAUGUCUUUUAUAAAGUACAAUAUUCUAACGUGCUUUCUUGCUUUAAUCAAUUUCCUGCUUUUUUUUGGGGGUGGUCGGAAUGGAUGAUUUGAGAUACAAGCGUGGUCACGGAGCGAAUUAAAAUUCCAAGUCAAGGCACCACUGCUGAGUCAUAGACGCACUGUGCAGCAUGUGAAUUUAAACAACUUCUGUCUCCUCUCUACGUACGCCAACAUGAUCUCAGCUAUGACCAUGAACCAUGAAGAUGUUUUUGUUGCCGUGCGGGUUCAAGAUCCCCGGAUGCAGAACGAAGGCUUGUGGAAUUCCUAUGUGGAUUACAAGAUCUUCCUCCAUACCAAUAGUAAGGCAUUCACUGCCAAGACAUCGUGUGUGCGACGGCGCUACAGCGAGUUCGUGUGGCUGAAGAAAAAGCUGCAGAAGAACGCUGGCUUGGUGCCCGUUCCAGAACUUCCUGGAAAGUCCUUCUUCUCCUUCAGCAACGAGGACUUCCUGGAACGUAGGCGUCAAGGACUUCAAGUCUUCCUGGACACGGUGGUGAACAUGACCGUGUGUCUGUCAGACAGCCAGCUUCACCUGUUCCUGCAGACGCAGCUGCCCGUCGGCCACAUCCUGGACUGCGUGCAAGGCCACACCCCCUACACUGUGAUGGACGCCAUCCUGACCUACGCCUCGUCCAAUCAGGGCUGGGCUCAGGCUCAGGAGGAGGACACGGCCGUCAAGGAGCCAAGUCUAACAGUGUCUUAUGAGUCCAUGGAGAGCCCGGCCCCUCAUCAGCCUCACCCUCACAACAAAGAUGGCGUCAGUCUGGCGCUCUUCUCGUCUGACGCCGACGACAUACUUGAACCUUGCGAUUUGACCGCCCGUGACAAAGCCACGUCGGCCGUCUUCUACCUUGGGGACAGCCAGGAUGAGCGGACGCUGACCGAAGUCACAGCACCAGGGAGCGGUCGCAUGGAGACCCCUGUGGAGGUCCACGUUCCUGGGUGUGCGGGCAUUGAGGAGGUGGACCACAGAGGUUCAGCUCCUCAGGUUACUGGUUCUGAGGUGGAGGAGGAACUUGUGUCUGAGGGAGUCGGAUCCAGACAGGAAGCGGUAAGCGAGCAGGACGCUGCAUCGCUGUCGUUGUCCAACGAGAGCAUCAUACAAGUCAGCGACGAAGAAGACGUCGUCUGCCGUGACCGUUUGUCACGGAACGGCUUUGUCAAGAUGACCCCCGAGGACGACAACCACUGGUUGCAGGUGUCCGGUGGGACCAACGUCACCGUGGACAUCCAAGCGAACAGUUGUGGUGACCGGGAGCUUAGCAACUCUUUGGAUGUCAAUUUUGCAGAGAAUGACUUCAGCGUGUUGGGGAGCACCUCCGCUCCAGAGUUAGCUCACGGGAAACACUCGGAUUUGCCAGACUGAAGAGGGUUUUUUUUUUUUUUAUAUAUAUAUUUAAAACCUUUACAUUUAUUUUAAUGCUUGACAGCAGGCUACUCAAUUCUGAGUGGUAUCAUAAAGAUAAACACAUUUUGGGGGGGGGAAUAUACAACUUUUUCUCUAAUGUAUAGUGAUUGAGCCCUGCUGCAAAUAGAGAAAAUUUGCAAGUUGUUGACCCCCCCCCCCCCCAAAAAAAAGUAUUACAAUUGUCUAUAGAUGCCAGAAAAUGGCAGCAAAGCAUUCUUUUAUUCGACCAGACGAUGGCCUGACUAAAUGAAGCUCUUCAACAUAGUUGUAUGGCACCAAAGCAAUAUUUUUAUGAGACACAGCUUUGGACUGAGCACAUAUGUUUGGAAAAUAUGACGUACAGAAAUAUCAAAACUUUUUAUUUUAUUUUGUUUUGACAAUACGCCGCUCAGUCGUGUAGGAGCUGAGUAUCUCUUUGAUUGUCAAUAUUGGCAACAACAAGUUCAGCAUUUUGGAGAGCAGCUCUUGUCCUGACUUAGGCCCCAGGAUAUAUUCAGAGUUGCCAGACUGAAAAGGAUAUAUAUUUUUUUAUUAUAUAAAAAAAAAAAACUUAACAUUCAUUUUUAACGCUAGAUGGCAGGCUCGAGUUCUGAAUGGUGUCAUGUCUACGUAGGGACUGCAGAGGGCGCUAAAGGUCUCCAGAAAAUUUUAACUACUUAAAAAAAAAAAACAGGUCACAUAGAGAUACAAUGGUUGGUAUUCACAUUUUGACAAACAAGCAUUUAUAUUCACACCUACUAACAAAUUCAAGUCGUCACUUUAUCUAACGGCAAUGGUUUUAUAAUGAGGGAUGAAGCCGAGUAUCUGGAGAAAACCGACGCAAGCAUGAGGAGAACAUGGAAACUUCACACAGGAAGGGCAGAGCCCAGAUUCAAACACCAAUGCUCAAUUGUGCUGCCUAAAAUUCAAAUCCAUGACAAAAGUUUAAAUCCAUUACAAUCAUAUCCAAUGACACAAAGCUGCAAAUAAGAUGACUGACCUCCGCAAAAGUUUAAUUUCCACAUGUAAUCUCACGUUUUUUGCUUCCACCAAAACGUGAUUCGUCAUUUUUGUCACAUUAAAAAAAGGGACUGAGUUUAUUCGCUCAUUCUACAUUUAAAAAUUAGGUUUAUAAUGAGACUUUUUUUUUUUUUUAUGACCACUGAUGUUUUGCUGGAAUGUUUAGCUGAGAUUUACUGCUGAUUGUUGAUUUCACCAAUGCAAAAUGUUAUUUUAUGAAUAAAAGUCUAUUAAUAGUAACAGCAA
Messenger RNA from Phycodurus eques (leafy seadragon), 3888 nucleotides. RefSeq names its product sorting nexin 11 (gene snx11). The coding region runs from base 1408 to 2601 and encodes 397 amino acids. The record is from RefSeq and is a predicted model, not a curated record. Gene Ontology annotation, biological process: intracellular protein transport. The transcript has 7 exons. Lineage: Eukaryota; Metazoa; Chordata; Actinopteri; Syngnathiformes; Syngnathidae. Gene Ontology annotation, molecular function: phosphatidylinositol binding.